This is a messenger RNA of Tarenaya hassleriana, 1926 nucleotides long. RefSeq names its product high-affinity nitrate transporter 2.1-like. Gene Ontology annotation, cellular component: plant-type vacuole membrane; plasma membrane. Lineage: Eukaryota; Viridiplantae; Streptophyta; Magnoliopsida; Brassicales; Cleomaceae. The record is from RefSeq and is a predicted model, not a curated record. Gene Ontology annotation, molecular function: nitrate transmembrane transporter activity. Gene Ontology annotation, biological process: nitrate transmembrane transport; cellular response to nitrate.
AGAAACACAUCCUGAAAUCCAUUUUCGUAUAGAAAUUCAGGGUUUAUAAUUUCUUGAGAUUUAAGAAAAAAAUAAGAAAAAAGAUUUCAAGAAAUGGGUGAUUCGGCCGGAGAACCAGGAAGCUCCAUGCAUGGAGUCACCGGAAAAGAACAGUCCUUCGCCUUCUCGGUGGCUUCUCCCAUGGUUCCGACCGAUACGACAGCGAAAUUCGACUUGCCGGUCGAUUCUGAGCACAAAGCGAAGGUCUUCAAGCUGUUCUCGUUCGCCAAACCUCACAUGAGGACGUUCCACCUCUCCUGGAUAUCCUUCUGCACCUGCUUCGUCUCCACGUUCGCGGCCGCUCCUCUCGUCCCGAUCAUCCGAGAGAAUCUCAAUCUGACCAAACAAGACAUCGGAAACGCCGGCGUCGCCUCCGUGUCGGGAAGUAUCUUCUCGAGGCUCGUGAUGGGAGCCGUCUGCGACCUCCUCGGACCGCGUUACGGCUGCGCUUUCCUCGUCAUGCUGUCGGCCCCCACCGUCUUCUCCAUGAGCUUCGUGGCCAAUGCCGGAGGCUACAUCACCGUCCGGUUUAUGAUCGGGUUCUGUCUGGCGACGUUCGUGUCGUGUCAGUAUUGGAUGAGCACGAUGUUCAACAGUCAGAUCAUCGGUCUGGUGAACGGGACGGCGGCCGGGUGGGGGAACAUGGGCGGAGGGGUGACUCAGCUGCUGAUGCCUGUGGUCUAUGAGAUCAUCAGGAGCAUUGGCUCGACGCCUUUCACGGCCUGGAGGAUCGCUUUCUUCAUCCCGGGAUGGUUGCACAUCAUCAUGGGUAUCUUGGUCCUCACGUUAGGUCAAGAUCUGCCCGAUGGCAACCGGAGUGUCCUGGAGAAGAAGGGAGAUGUCGCCAAAGACAAAUUCUCCAAGAUUCUGUGGUAUGCGAUCACAAAUUACAGGACAUGGGUCUUUGUUCUUCUGUACGGAUACUCCAUGGGAGUUGAGUUGAGUACGGACAACGUCAUCGCCGAAUACUUCUUCGACAGGUUCCAUUUGAAGCUACACACAGCAGGAUCUCUAUAGAUCUUUAUUCCUAGAAUAGGCCGCGGUGGCUACGCCUCGGACAUAGCCGCAAGGUACUUCGGCAUGAGAGGUCGGCUAUGGACACUCUGGAUAAUCCAAACCGCAGGUGGUCUCUUCUGCGUAUGGCUAGGCCGAGCCAACACACUGGUCACAGCCAUCGUAGCCAUGAUCCUCUUUUCCUUCGGAGCACAAGCCGCUUGCGGAGCCACCUUCGCCAUCGUCCCCUUCGUCUCCCGCCGAGCCCUAGGGAUCAUCUCCGGCCUCACCGGAGCCGGCGGGAACUUCGGCUCGGGCCUGACCCAGCUCAUCUUCUUCUCGACCUCCAGGUUCACGACCGAGGAAGGGCUGACGUGGAUGGGCGUGAUGAUCGUGGCAUGCACGUUGCCGGUCACGUUGGUGCAUUUCCCUCAAUGGGGGUCCAUGUUUCUGCCGGCUUCUUCCGAUCCGGUGAAAGGUACGGAGGAGCAUUACUAUGUCUCGGAGUGGACCGAUAAGGAGAAGCAGAAGAACAUGCACCAAGGCAGUCUCAGGUUCGCCGAGAACAGCCGAUCCGAGCGUGGCCGUCGAGUUGCUGAUGCAGCCACUCCGCCUGGGAAUACACCUAAUCAUGUUUGAUUGAUACGAGAGGGAGAGGGGAUAACCGGCCGGUUCGGUUAUUGAUUGGUUUUGGUUAUGUUAAACCGACUUGAACCGGGGAAGAAUAAACAUUCAAGUACCCCCUUUAUAUCGUAUAUAUGUGUGCGUUUAAGUUUAACGCUGUGUUCUUUCACUUUGCUUUGCUUUUUGUCUUUCUCAGUCUUUGUGAUGGAUCAUACGGAUUCGAUCGGGAAUUAAAGCUGCUUUUUUUAUGAAAUUAAUCAAGUUUUUAUG